ACAGGCGGUCAGGGACGUAAGGCAUGGUAUAUGGGUUAUGAACGUCAUCCAUCCAUGCGCGUCCUCUUGGUGUAUAGCUGACUCGUCUGUGAAUGUGACACAACGUAGAUAGCACUUAGUGAUGUUUGUGGGCGAAUGCAUGCAGACACUCCACAGUGUCGUAGCGCAAACCCUGUGAAGGUAGUAUGCGCUAGUUGCCAUAUCGUGCAUUUACACGGUAUCUAACAUUUACCGGUACCAGUACUGACGCUGAUCCAGGAUGUGGCGAGAGGCAGGGGCAGUGAUUCUGGUAGCCUACCUGGCCCAGUAUCUCUACAGGUCAGGCUUUUGGCUGCCCUCUGUCACCACUGAGCUUAUGAAACAAUACGACUAUAUUGUAGUUGGCGGUGGCUCAGCGGGUGCUGUGAUUGCCAGUCGACUCUCGGAGAACCCGAAUGUGACAGUGUUACUGCUGGAAGCAGGGGAGGAGGAGACUAAAGAACAGAAGAUUGACAUUCCCUUGGCAGUGGCUGAGCUCCAGAUGUCCCCCUAUGACUGGCAGUACCAAACUGAAACUCAGGGAAAGUCCUGUCUGGGCAUGAAAAAUGAGAAAUGCCGAUGGCCGAGGGGUAAAGUGUUGGGAGGAACAAGCAACCUUAACUACAUGGUGUACAUACGAGGUAGUCGCCAUGACUAUGAUGAAUGGGCAGCCAAUGGGUGUGCAGGAUGGAGUUACAAAGAUGUACUGCCCUACUUUCUCAAGUCUGAGGGAAAUCAGAAUGAGGAGUAUGUCAAGUCAGGCUUCCAUUGUGACAGUGGCCCGUUGGUAGUGAGUGAUGUCAAGAGUACAGAUCUAGUGGAUGUGUUUUUGGAUGCUGGCAGAGAGCUGAAGGAAAAGGUUCUGGACGUCAAUGGAGAAGAACAGUUAGGGUUUGGUUCUCUCCAGGCCACUAUUAAGAAGGGGAAGAGAUGGAGCACAGCCAAGGCCUUCCUCAGGCCUGUACUGGACAGAAUGAACAUCCAUGUGGGUGUCAACUCCAUGGCAACCAGAGUUUUAUUUGAAGGAACAAAAGCUGUUGCUGUGGAAUUCUUGAGAAAUGGUAAAAAAUAUGUUGUCAAGGCAACAAAGGAGAUCAUUUUAUCAGCUGGAGCCAUUGGGUCGCCCAAGUUACUGCUUUUGUCAGGAAUCGGUCCAAAGCAUGAUCUGGACAAAUUAAAUAUACCAGUAGUUGCUGAUUUGCCUGUAGGGGAGAAUUUACAAGAUCAUAUUGCUAUGGUUGUCAGAGCUAAUAUCGACAAGCCUUACACAAUAACUCGGUCGGGGGUCUCAUCAUGGUGGACUCUACUGGAGUACUUUAUCUUUGGAACAGGCUAUCUGGCAAGCUCUGGAGGGGUGGAGGCUGUAGCUUUCACCAGGACCCGCUAUCAGCCCAAGGACAAGCUCUACCCAGAUAUACAGGUUCAUCUACAUUCAGUCUCUUUACAGAUAGAUCCCAAGCGUGCAGAAAUAUUUCAGAAUUACAAAGAAGAGACGACAGCCAGUUUUGAUCCUGAAGUGAAUGAAAAUGGGUUCAACCUCCUGCCAAUACUGUUACAUCCCAAGAGCCAAGGCACAGUGAAGCUGAAAAGUGCUGAUCCGCACGAAGACCCCCUGAUAGACCCCAAUUAUCUGGAUCAUCCUGAUGAUGUCAGGGUCAUGAUGGAGGGUAUGCGUUACUGUCAGAGAGUUCUUGACACGGAAGCAUUUCGAAAACACGGAACUGUUCACAGAAACAAAACAUUCAAAGCCUGCUCUCACCAUGGUAAUGACACAGAUGCAUUCUGGGAAUGUUACCUGCGCCAUAUAACUGCAACAAUAUAUCAUCCAUGCUGUACGUGUAAGAUGGGAGCUGUGAAUGACCCCAGUGCUGUGGUAGACCCACAACUCAGAGUGAAGGGUGUUCAAAAUUUAAGAGUGGCAGAUGCUUCCAUUAUGCCCAAUGAUGUGUCUGGGAACACCAACGCACCAUCCAUAAUGAUAGGAGAGAAAGCCGCUGAUCUGAUUUUGGGAAUUAACACAGUCCAGAACAUCAAACUGCCGAAGUUGUGAGAGUGUGAAUGUAGAUUUAAGAUUAUAAGCACAUUGUGUCUCAACUGUAAACCGGUGUAUUUGCACGUGAUGUGUAGGUUUUAGUGCAUUUUUACUGCAUGAUGAACUUGAAACUAUUUAUAGGAUCAUGGGAUACAGAAACUCUACGUCGUCUUCAUUUG
Molecule: messenger RNA, 2229 nt
Organism: Liolophura sinensis
Lineage: Eukaryota; Metazoa; Mollusca; Polyplacophora; Chitonida; Chitonidae
Product: L-sorbose 1-dehydrogenase-like
Exons: 12
Coding region: 260-2068 (602 amino acids)
Molecular function (GO): flavin adenine dinucleotide binding; oxidoreductase activity, acting on CH-OH group of donors
Source: RefSeq, a predicted model, not a curated record